Messenger RNA from Gavia stellata (red-throated loon), 1242 nucleotides. It is a transcript of the gene RSU1, whose product is annotated as Ras suppressor protein 1. The record is from RefSeq and is a predicted model, not a curated record. NCBI's taxonomy places the organism in Eukaryota, Metazoa, Chordata, Aves, Gaviiformes, Gaviidae. Gene Ontology annotation, molecular function: protein binding. The transcript is spliced from 9 exons. The coding region runs from base 1 to 855 and encodes 284 amino acids.
AUGUUUCUGUCUUGGAAGACCAUGUCCAAGUCGCUGAAGAAGAUCGUGGAGGAGAGCAGGGAGAAGAACCAGCCCGAGGUGGACAUGUGCGACCGCGGCAUCUCCAACAUGCUGGACGUGCCCGGCCUCUUUACAUUGUCUCAUAUCACACAGCUGGUUCUGAGUCACAACAAGCUUACAACUGUGCCAGCAAACAUCGCAGACCUGAGAAACAUAGAAGUGCUCAACUUUUUCAACAACCAGAUUGAGGAGCUGCCUACACAGAUUAGCAGCCUUCAGAAGCUCAAACACCUGAAUCUUGGCAUGAACAGGUUAAACACCUUGCCAAGGGGAUUUGGCUCUUUACCAGCUCUGGAGGUUCUUGACUUAACAUACAACAACUUAAAUGAAAAUUCUCUACCAGGAAACUUCUUCUAUCUGACCACGCUGCGUGCACUCUAUCUAAGUGACAACGAUUUUGAAAUCCUGCCGCCAGAUAUUGGGAAGCUCACAAAGUUGCAGAUACUGAGUCUUAGAGACAAUGACCUGAUAUCACUGCCUAAAGAAAUUGGUGAGCUCACUCAGCUUAAAGAACUUCAUAUCCAGGGAAAUCGUCUUACUGUGCUGCCCCCAGAAUUAGGUAAUUUGGAUUUGACUGGUCAAAAGCAAGUCUUCAAAGCAGAGAACAAUCCUUGGGUUACCCCUAUUGCUGACCAGUUCCAGCUGGGAGUAUCUCAUGUUUUUGAAUACAUUCGUUCAGAAACAUAUAAAUAUCUUUAUGGCAGACACAUGCAGGCAAAUCCUGAACCUCCAAAGAAGAACAAUGACAAGUCAAAGAAGAUCAGCCGUAAGCCUCUGGCAGCCAAGAACAAAUAAGUCCCUGGCUUCUGCCUCUGUUUUUGUAUCUUUUACAUUGCUUUUGCAUGUGCCUAUAAUAUUCCUACGCAUCUCCUGUUACUCAUAAGAAAGCAGACACUAGAAGUAAAAGCAAUUUACUAUGUAUACUGCUUUAGAAGAUACUGCUUAAGGAAUACAAAAUUACAUAUUCUCCUACUUGUGGUCACAUUUAUGUAGCCAUUUAAUAUAUCACUGUCAAACACAUUUUAGCUUUUGUAUUUAUAUGUAUAUUAAUGUCCUCUCUUCACAUGUAUCACGUCCUGUUAAUAUCAGCGGGUUUGCACCUAUAUUAUACAAUAUUAAAUUUCAUAUAAUAUUCCAAGUGAUUUUAAUAAAGGUCUUUAUUUGUAUUGUGUUUCAAUUUCU